Messenger RNA from Aspergillus fijiensis CBS 313.89, 1890 nucleotides. RefSeq names its product putative kinesin. The record is from RefSeq and is a predicted model, not a curated record. Gene Ontology annotation, molecular function: protein binding; ADP binding. The coding region runs from base 1 to 1890 and encodes 629 amino acids. The transcript is spliced from 6 exons. NCBI's taxonomy places the organism in Eukaryota, Fungi, Ascomycota, Eurotiomycetes, Eurotiales, Aspergillaceae.
AUGUCAUCGGUAGACUUUGAUGGUGCGAACUCUGGUUUCCAGGUCGGGAUCAAUACUGGUGCAAUCACCACCCAGCUUCAUGUCGCACCGGAACGGCCCGAAACACCGCCCCAUCCACUCUGCACCGUUCCGUUCCGUCGCGAUCCAGACUUCGUCGAUCGCGGGACACUUCUCGACCAGAUCCGUGAAAAGUGCUCCGCUCCUGCUUCUCGAAUCGCGCUUGUCGGCCUCGGUGGGGUUGGGAAAUCGCAACUUGCCAUCGAAUACUGUUACCGAGUCCCUGAGAAUUUCCCGAACACGUGGGUCUUCUGGGUACACACGAGUAACGCUGCUCGAUUCGAGCAGGACUUCCGGGAGAUUGCCGACCGUGUCAGAAUUCCCGGUCGCAAAGAUCCUAAGGUCAACAUCUUCCAGCUUGUUGGGGGCUGGCUCAGCGAUGAGAGGAAAGGCAAAUGGAUUCUAGUCCUUGACAACGUCGAUGAUGAGUUUCUGGACAAGGCUGCUCCUGGGCACUCAGGCAGUACAACUGGAAAGGUACUCUUGGAGUAUAUUCCUCAGAGCCGCCAUGGAUCCAUCAUCAUCACCAGUCGCAGUGCUGCGGUUGCCUCGCGGAUGGUCGAGCCAAGAGAUGUUAUCACGAUUGCACCGAUGCACGAGACGGAUGCGCGACUGCUCUUUCAGAAGAAGCUUGAUGUUCAAGAGGAUCUUGCUGGCGAUGAGGUGGAUGAGAUUAUGGCCGCUUUGGAGUACAUGCCGCUUGCGAUCGUGCAAGCCGCAAGCUACAUCAGAUACCGCUCGCCACGAUUUUCCGUGUCACAAUAUCUGCAACUAUUCCAGAAGAGUGAUCGCAAGAAAUUGAGUCUUUUGGAUUACGAAGGGGGCCACCUUCGUCGAGACCGAGAAGCGCAUAAUUCGAUCAUGAUCACAUGGCAGAUAACCUUCGAUCACCUGCGGCGAGCCAGGCCUUCGGCAGCAGACCUGUUGUCACUGAUGAGCUUUUUUGACAGACUGGGGAUUCCUGAAGCCUUACUCCGACAUCGAGAAGACAAAGACAACCAUAAGCUAGAUCUAUGGGAGAAGGGCCUGGCAAACCUGAGUGAUGAAGAUAGCACAUCUAGUCAUGAUGACCAAUUCGACGUCGAUAUGCAUCGGCUGGUACAACUUGCAACACUCAAGUGGCUUGAAAUCCAAGGACAGUUUCAGAAUUGGAGGGAACGUUUCCUCGAUAUUCUCCGCAAUGCCUCACCAACAAGUGAUUACGGGAAUUGGGGGACAUUGCAGUGGGCUGCACUCGUGUAUGAGGCAGUGUGGUAUGCAUGUGACAAAUGGAACCCAACAGAUGCAAAACACUUAGCGAGGAAGACUCAAAGAGCAUGCCGGGAGCUAUUGGGUCCAGAUCAUCUGGUAACGUUGCAGGCCACUAAAACAGUAGGCGUUGUGCACGCACAGGCUGCGGAAUGGGAAGAGGCUGAGUUCUGUGUGUCGAGGAGUUCCAAGAGAGAACUAGGAGCUGAAGAUUUUGAGACAUUGAUGAGCAUGCACCACCUCGCAACCGCAUGCGGGCAACAGGGUCAAUGGGAAGAAGCCAAAGAGCUCCACACACAAGUAUUGAACAGCCGGUUGAAAUUGCUGAGCCCCGCUCAUCCUUUAAUACUGACCAGCAUGAUUAGCAUUGCAUUUUGCCUCUCACACACGAAUCAACAUUUCGAGGCCUUGAAAUUAAUCUCCGAAUGCGAGUGCCUGAUGAGAUACCACUUAGGCCCUGAUCAUCCUAAUACUAGGGAUGCGUCGGACGCACUGGCAGAAUGGCAAACCGAGACAUGGCCAUCGAAACCCGGAGAAGAAGAGGUCUCUACCGGGUUCGGCAUGGUAUCCCAGCAGGAAGGUUAA